This is a messenger RNA of Liolophura sinensis, 744 nucleotides long. RefSeq names its product NADH dehydrogenase [ubiquinone] 1 alpha subcomplex subunit 8-like. NCBI's taxonomy places the organism in Eukaryota, Metazoa, Mollusca, Polyplacophora, Chitonida, Chitonidae. Bases 56 to 592 code for a protein of 178 amino acids. The transcript is spliced from 3 exons. Gene Ontology annotation, cellular component: respiratory chain complex I. The record is from RefSeq and is a predicted model, not a curated record. Gene Ontology annotation, biological process: mitochondrial electron transport, NADH to ubiquinone.
GUGCUGUAUCUGCAAUCGCCAUUUCUUCAGCGAUCGUGUGGGAUGCUAGAGAGAAAUGUCCUUCACAAAUGAAGAUUGGCUUCCUAGCUAUGAAGAGCUGACAGUUCCGGAGAUAGAACUUACUUCAUCGGUUCUGCGGGCAGGCUCAAUCCAGUUUGGCAAAUAUUGCGACAACCAGUGCAAGGAGUUCAUGUUGUGCACAAAGGAAUCUGGAGACCCACGAUAUUGUCUCAGCCUGGGGAAGGAAGUUACACGGUGUGGAUUUGAAUUCUUUGGAAAAGUAAAGAAGAACUGUGGAGCAGAGUUCACAAAAUUCUGGCAGUGUGUAGACAAUGCCUCAGGAGAAAUGACCUUCAGGCAUUGCAGACAGUCCCAGCUGGCAUUUGACAACUGCGUUAAAGAGAAGUUAGGGCAGGAGAAGCCACCACCAGGUUAUUUUGCCAAGACUAGAAUUGUCAAGAGCGAUAGACCCAGGUAUAUGAUAAAAGACCAGGUGUUACCUGACAGAAUACCUGAUCCCAUUCCCUUAGACAAGGCUCCUGAACCCCAGAGUAAGGAGGGCGUAGGCCUACGGACAUCACCAGUCAUUUAGGAUUUGUUGAUACUACCUAGAUGACUAAGGACUUUCACACAGAUAGACAAUAUUAGACCUGUUUCAAUGACACAGUGCUGCAGUUUUGCUUACUUUAUCUGGACAUAGCUUUGUACAUAAUGCUGAAUAAAAGAGUUCCGUGUAUCAGUUAA